Molecule: messenger RNA, 1272 nt
Organism: Magnolia sinica
Lineage: Eukaryota; Viridiplantae; Streptophyta; Magnoliopsida; Magnoliales; Magnoliaceae
Exons: 3
Coding region: 659-1168 (169 amino acids)
Molecular function (GO): zinc ion binding; nucleic acid binding
Source: RefSeq, a predicted model, not a curated record
ACCGAGAGUAUACAGAGAGAUAUUGUGUGCGCUUUAGUCUGUCCAUUUUAGCUUGUCCUUGGGACGAUCUGAUCCAUAGAUCGCAAUCCGGAGCCACUAUAUACCGUAGGAUCAGAGGUGUGAAUAGUUCCAUCUGCUCCAAUAGUAGAUAGGCGGGCCGUUGAAGAACCGUUCUUCUGCUUUGUGAGGGUUCCAAACUUUAUGUAGACCGUCAGAUCUUGAGGGCUCACCUUCCGCGCCUCCCUACAGUGGUAUCAGAGCAUUUAACGGCGGAUCUCCGAUUAUUUUCAUCUAAAAAGAGAUGGCCACCAAAGCGUUAAUCGCUGAACAGCUGAAAGGACAACAUUUCGACGACAACAACUACGAAGACUGGUCCCGCGCGGUGCGAUGCCUUCUAGAUGAGGACGACAUAUCUCACACACUCGAUGUAUUUCAAGAGGAACCCAUCCUGGCUGAAAACGAGAAUUUACAAGAACAUAGGGUUGCGAUGACUCGCUAUAAUAAAUGGCGAAAAUAAAAUUGUUCAGCCCGUAAUGUCCUUCUUAGCACUAUACACAAAGAACUCAUACCUACGUAUGAAGCGCAUGAAACCACUAAGGGAAUCUGGGAAGCACUGACAGAUACCUAUGCGCAGAAGUCAGAUGCGAGAGUUAGGGCAAUGGAAUUAGAAUUCCAGGAGUACAGGAUGCCUGUCGGCUGCCCCAUCAAAGAUCAUAUUCGUAAGAUGGAGCAUAUGAUAGGUGCCCUUAGGAAUGUUGGGUGUAAAUUGACUGAAAAUCAGAAGAUUAUAGCCAUGCACCAUUCCUUGCCUGAAUCUUGGGCUCAAAUCAAAAGAAUUCUGAACCAUACUGAUUCUAUCACUACGUUUAGAGACUUUUGUGGCUACUUGGUAUGUGAGGUUCAAAUGAAUGUAAUUCAGCCAAGUUCGGCCAAGGCCUUUGUAGCAGAGACCCAUAAAUGGAACGCUAACAAUAAACGGUCCAAAGCUCGCAAGAAGGCGAAGAAGAAUAAUCAAGAACAGAAGACCAGAGCACCUGCUCCAAAUCUCAAGAAGGGGAAUGGAAAGAAGAAGAAGAAAAAGACAAAUAUAGUCUGCUUUGCCUGUGAAAAUUCUGGCCAUUAUGCUCGGCAGUGUGCCCAUAAAAAGACGGCGCAACAAAACACGUGACACAAAGUCGUCAAGGACUCGAGGAAUUUCGGCCUGUAGCCAAAGGAAGUUACAAGCUCUAUAUGGGCAAUAACGCUGUUGAAGACGUACAAGGGAUUGGCGUU